Messenger RNA from Laccaria bicolor S238N-H82, 2106 nucleotides. RefSeq lists its product as uncharacterized. The coding region runs from base 1 to 2106 and encodes 701 amino acids. The record is from RefSeq and is a predicted model, not a curated record. Lineage: Eukaryota; Fungi; Basidiomycota; Agaricomycetes; Agaricales; Hydnangiaceae. The transcript is spliced from 17 exons.
AUGUUGACCAUCUCAGAAGUUGCCAUCAAGAAAAACACUUUGAAUGCAAUCUCUCGGACCAGGACAAAGUUGAGCCCUGUCACUGAAUGCAAUGUCCUGUGUUAUUCUGCUGUUCGCAAUGGACCCCCUCUUGACCCUUCUUCUAUGGAGCUUGUCCAGCCAGGAGACUAUGCUGCUUACUCAGGUGCUUUCUCUUUUCUUUUACCCAAAAAGUAUGGUGUUAACAAAAUGGUGGGUGCCGUGACCCCAGUCAAAGCUUUGGCUGAGCUGAAAUUGUCAAUGCCUUCAAAGUCCCUGAAAAUGUUGUUACUCUUGUGCAAGAUUUGGUGGAACCCUUCACCAAUAACAAGUUUGGGAUUGAUGUUGAUGUGGUGCCUUGGAGUUAACUUUUUGGGUGGUGACAUCAGGCAGGAUUUUCCUGAUAAUGCUCAGGAUUUGAUGGACAAGGCCAGGGAGGAAGGGAUUCAUUUGGAGGACCCAGAAUGGCAAACAUAUCCUGGGACAAAGAUUGUGGAACUCAUGAUGGAUCAUAAGUUGGCAUGGGAUGCAGAAGUGGCAGAGCAAGACCCUGAAGAGCUACAGCAAAGCGAGCAUUCCUUCACUAAAGUGCUGAAAGUCUGGACAAACAAGUACAAAUUUUCCAUUCGCAAAGGUCGAAACUUUUGGCAGGGAAAAAGUGUGUUUCAUGGAUAUCUCAUGCAUUUCUGGAACUAUUCAGAUGAAACUUGGCAAUCAUGUACUAGUCAUAUAAUAGUCAUGUCUCAGUCAAAGUUGAUGCUUGGGCUCAACACUUUUCACAUCUUUGGUUAUGUUUACUACCUCGGCAUUUCCCUUGACACAAUUUUUGCGAGAAGCCUCAGUGCAUCUAUCACUCCAUCCUCUGAGCUCAUUCCAACCCCCAAUCUCUCAAACUCGACCUUCACAGUUGCCACAGUUGCUGUGGCCCUUACCGUCUUUGUUCCUGCUGCACCAGGGAAAACUCCAACUGGUAAACCUGCGAAGGCCAAGAUCAAGACCGACACGAAGAACAAACAAUUCAGCUACGAUUUCAAUAACACCAAAGACAAUUACAUCUCAUUCUUGAACCAAAUUCUUGCUGCUCACGGACUUUCUACAAAAUAUGGGCCAGUGACGUCCUCUUCUCAGUUUCCAAUCAAGAUUCUCACCCCACCAGCCUGCGCCAAAGCUGAUGCCGUUGAUGUGGAAUGGCACAGUAAAUAUAAGGAUCUGAUCGAUAACGCACGCGAGAAGAAGGUGAACAAGCUCACAGUCUUAGUCCACAUCAACGCUAUCAAGGAUGCAUUGAAGAAGCAAAAGGCGGGUGGGUCAGGUUCUGAGAGUGAUAGCGGUUCAGAUGGACAGGAGAUUGAUGAAGGCAGUGGUGAGGAUGAAAAGGGCUAUACUGCUAUGGACCAGGAACUAGGUUGCCUUCGUGGCCUUUUGGAGAAGAAAUAUCAAAACCCAAACGAUUCAGGCUACACAUACAUAACCAAUGACAGCCAGCGCCUACUGCUCACCCCAAUAAUGCUUGCGCAGUGGUGCAGAGCACUGUAUGACAACACAGUGACCCUCUCUGACCCUCCCAACUCCCAGGCCUUCAAUAUGGCCAAUCGUGGCCAGCUUCUGCCUGGACAAAGCCCAACCAGCAGCAGCUCUAGCUCCUCAACUAGUUCUCCUUCAGACAGCCUUGGCCAUGUCACCUCUAUCUUCUCGACCCUCACAACCCUUCUUGCACAAAAUACACCUACCAAGCUUACACGGUUUCUUCACUAUGCCCAAGAUAAGUUGGAAAUUUCCAAUGCGCUUGACUGCGAGGGCCAGCUUUCUUCUUGCCGGUAUGGCCCCAAUAUCAUCCCCUAUGUGUCCGAUGCUGCUAUUGCGAAGUGUGGCUUUACUGAGGGCGAUGUCAUUUACCUCAAGCAUGGUGCAGAGGCUUGGUGGGCAAGUCCAGAGGCCAAACGCAUGGAAAUGGGUUACAAUGGUCGUAGCAAUGAGUAUGAGUGGUGGUACUAUUGUGAUAAGGUGAAGGAGCUUGUCAAGGUCCCCACAGGCCAGGUCCCAGUGCUGGCAGAUGCUGAUGCUCGGGAGGGAGAAGACGACUUCUGA